Letharia lupina is the source of this 3432-nucleotide messenger RNA. RefSeq lists its product as uncharacterized. The record is from RefSeq and is a predicted model, not a curated record. Lineage: Eukaryota; Fungi; Ascomycota; Lecanoromycetes; Lecanorales; Parmeliaceae. Gene Ontology annotation, molecular function: ATP binding; ATP hydrolysis activity; metal ion binding. Gene Ontology annotation, biological process: monoatomic cation transport. Bases 1 to 3432 code for a protein of 1143 amino acids. The transcript is spliced from 2 exons. Gene Ontology annotation, cellular component: membrane.
AUGCCGGACCACCAACAGCCCUCAUCUAGCGCUCAAGCGCCUAGCGGCAGUAGCAACACUCCUGCUUCGGAGGUUGCAAUCGAACGCUUCGGAAAAGUCAGUGGCGAUCAUCAGCAAUUCGCUGGCGCUUUGCCUGCAUACAUCACGAUUGUCCCGGAUGAUAACGAGGGCCCUUUAAACGAUCAAGACGGCAAUCUGACCAGCACAGAUUUGGUAGUCGGAGGACAUAUGUUGGUGACUGCCACAGAAGAAAAUCGUCGGCAAGCAUUAGCCAGAGAUAAAUGUUUGGAUGCCAUCGCACAAGCCUCGGCGACGCAGGCUGCCAACAACGUCAGCGAUCAGACUCGAUCAACUCCUUGCACAGGGAUACUGCAUCCUUUGGCACAAUGGAAAGCCGCACUUGAGCGAGCAGAGUGUCUCUGUGCGGAAAUGCUUAGGAUGGGACUGCCUUCCUGCUGUGUCACAGAGCCUACUGAACCGAAAAUGGCCGGCCCGAAGAAACCUUCCUGCACUGGGAGCCUUGAAAGCACAACGAAGCUGAGACCAAAAGCUACCACUGGCGACCAACAAGUUUGCUCCGGCGUUAUGUCUAAUUCGAGGGCAUGCUGCUCCUCGUCAACCACAACGAAAACAAGUUGCUCGUCUACGCCUGGCCCAAAGACUUCUGGCUCCAAUCCACCCGAAGCCAAAACCAAUCAGUGUGACACUCAAGGGCUUACCACGAAGACGUGUUGCCCUUCUACGCCCAGCACUAAAACAAGUCAAGUUCCAACCACCCAGCACAGCGGCUCCUCUUCAGAUAGCAAGCUUCACGCUGGUCACCAGAACCUCAUACCUGCUGCCCUUGAUCUAGAGAAAGGCUCUAAGGUGGAGCACGCCGUCACCCAUAUCUCAGGCAUGACAUGUACUGGAUGUGAGCGAAAGUUACAGCGCGUGCUCUCCAGUAUUGCCGGAGUACAGAAUGUCAAAACGAGCCUUGUUCUGGGACGGGCUGAGUUUGAUGUUGAUGCGGGGGUUUCAAUAGUGGAGGUCGCCUCUUCAUUGGAGAGACAGACCGAAUUCAAAUGUACUGUCUACCGGGAUGGUCACCAGCUCGAAGUUCUUUUACCCGGACGUUCGUCUGCUCCAGCGUCGAGACUUGGGACCACGGUGGCCUCCGAGAAGGAUUUGGAUCUGCUUCAUCGGGGCCUUGCAGGUCCUACUUAUCCCUCCGGUGUGCAAGACGUUCAGGUCAUCGAUAUCAAGGGGCGAGAGUGGAAGUCCCGUACUGCUAACGAUGGCCUCCGCCGUCGCUUGACUUUCAGGAUGUUUCAAACCAAGCCUCAAAAGUAUAGCGUGCGGAUCACCUACGAUCCUCGAAUUGUUGGAGCUAGGGACCUAUUAGAGAAAGGCUUCGGUGGUCCAUUAUCGCUGGCACCCCUCAGUUCAGAUCACGCGACGGCCACUGACACUGACCAUCUCCGCAAAACACUAUGCUUAACUUUGCUGUCGGCGUUUCUGACGAUACCUGUUCUUGUCCUGUCUUGGGCUCCACUACCCUCUCACAAGAUCGCUUAUGGAUGCGGUUCGCUUACGCUGGCGACACUGAUCCAGUUCAUCGUUGCAGGCCCUUUCUAUCCCAAGGCCGUGAAGGCCUUGCUUUUCUCUCGCAUGAUCGAAAUGGACCUUUUGAUUGUUAUCAGCACUACCACGGCCUAUAUCUACUCAUUGGUGGCUUUCGCUUAUGAAACCAAAGGUAGACCUCUGUCUACGGGGGGAUUCUUCGAAACCAGCACUCUCUUGGUCACGUUAAUCAUGUGUGGCCGACUCGCAAGCGCCUACGCUCGUCGGAAAGCCGCAGACUCGAUUGCCGUGCAGGCUCUACAGCCAUGCACAGCGAUUUUGUCCGAAGACAGGAAGGAGAGGCUGAUCGAUAUCCGUGAAUUUCAGUAUGGUGACCUGUUCAAGGUCCUACCGGACAGCAUCAUUCCUACAGAUGGGAUCAUUGUGUCUGGGGAGACCGAGAUCGAUGAAUCAAUGGUCACUGGUGAAGCGGUUCCCGUACCCAAAUGCUCGGGCUCGCAGAUCAUCGCCGGCUCUGUAAACGGCCCUGGCCCUAUUUUAGCUCGAUUAACGAAACUGCCUAUGGACAACACUAUCAGCAGGAUCGCGAGUCUGGUUGACGAAGCCAAAUUUUCAAAGCCCAGAGUCCAAGCGACUGCUGAUCGAGUGGCAUCUUACUUCGUGCCCUGCAUUCUUGCUCUCACUGUCGUCGUCUUCUCGAUUUGGAUUGCAGUAGGGUUUGCGGUGAGAAACAACUCCAUCUCAGAUGCCAUCGUCACUGCUAUUACGUACGCUCUGGCGGCUUUGAUCGUGUCUUGCCCUUGUGCUAUUGGACUGGCCGUGCCCAUGGUGAUGGUUAUUGCAGGUGGAGUUGGGGCCCAGCACGGCGUGGUCUUCAAGUCGCCAGAGGCCAUCGAAAAUGCCAGAAACGCCUCUCAUGUCGUCUUUGACAAGACGGGCACUCUUACACAAGGGAAAUUUGUUGUGGUAGAAGAAGUCUAUUGCAAAGAGAAUCGCCACGAAGCAGCUUCAAUAGCCAAACAAUUGGCCUCCAGCAGCAAGCACCCAAUUUCGCAAGCUCUGACAACGCACCUCGAGCCCCUUGACAACACUCCUAUCAGACUCCAAAGCGUCUCAUCUGCCGUCGGAAAGGGCAUGCACGCGACCUUGGAAGGCCAACCCGUGAAAGGGGGUAAUCCUUUCUAUGUGGAAGCCGUCCAAGACCCCAACGUCCAACGUCUAUCAUCACAAGGGCUGUCAGUGUUCUGCGUUCGUCACGGCUCAACCCUACUAGCAAUCUACGGUCUUCGCGACGCCCUCCGCCCAGACACAAUAUCCGUCAUUUCGGCGUUGAAAGCCCGGAAUAUCCUCGUCUCUAUCGUCAGCGGCGACUCUGUUACCGUAGUGAACAAAUUGGCAACGGAACUCGGUAUUCCUCUCUCCCGCGUCAAAGGCCAGUGCACCCCGGAAGAGAAAGCCUGCUACAUCACCUCGCUCUCCGCUGCCCCACCGGAAGGCAAAUAUAAGAGUUCCACUACUACCACUAUUUUCUGCGGCGACGGUAGUAACGACGCCGUGGCUCUUGCGCAAGCCGACAUCGGCGUCCACAUAGCCGGCGGCACCGACGUGGCCAAAAGCGCCGCCGACGUAGUGCUCACACACCAGUCACUAUCUGGCAUCCUGGCCCUUAUGGAUCUCUCGCGGGCAUCCAUGCGCCGUGUCUACCUCAACUUCGCCUGGGCCUUCGUCUACAAUCUCUUUGCCAUAAUGCUCGCGGCAGGCGCUUUUGUGACAGCACGAAUCCCGCCCGCCUAUGCCGGCCUCGGUGAGCUUGUGAGUGUGCUACCCGUCAUCGCGGUGGCGAUGCAAUUGCGGUGGAUGAGGUUUUAA